This is a messenger RNA of Ectocarpus sp. CCAP 1310/34, 1339 nucleotides long. Lineage: Eukaryota; Phaeophyceae; Ectocarpales; Ectocarpaceae. The record is from the annotation of a GenBank genome assembly.
UGCUUUGUUCAGUGCAGCGCGAAGGUGCUUCGUGUGCGUGCUGUGCUGAGAGAUUUUGUGUUUAUUGUUGUCGUCGGCUGUGCUGUGGGGGAGCGGGGUUGAAACCUGAAGUUUGAGAGAGAAGAAGGAAAAGCAAUGCCGCGGUUGGACCACAGGAAGCUGGAAAGAUUGGUCUCUCCCGGGGGAGUCUCGUGUUUGCAAGGGGAUGGAGAGGACGUGGCGCUUCGACGGAGAAGGGUAGCUGGUGCUGUUUCUCUUCAAAUGAUGUACGCGGCUUUCACGCUGGGUUUCGCGUUGUACGAGAUAUCGACCGGCGGUAGCCUCGUGCACAUGCGCCCCCCUGCAGAAUUGUUUAAGGUGGUGGCGUACAGCGUGUCGUGCCUGCUCGUCUACCGCAGCGUAUCAUUGUAUUUGAGACUUAUGCUGAUCUGGACAAUUACAACGGCCUUCAGCGGAGUGUUCCAAUCGCUUCUGUGGUUGGAAAACUCUGGUGGCUCUGCGAUAGAGAGAGGGUUGGUCUGGACGAUGCUAGUGCUCAGCAUCGCAGGAAUGGCUGGGAAUAUUAUCGGAGCCGUCACAGUGUUUCCGUCCGUGGGGGGGUCAUCGGGGAAGGCCAGACGUCGCCGCUACAAAUCGUCACUCAAAGAGACCUGAUCAGGAUCCGCGCUUGGAUGUACAGCGCGCAAUCUAUACUCGGCUCUUAGCAAGUGCAGCCUGCAUAGUUCGGCAGCUGGAGUAUUUAGAACAAUGUUUACAUUUUGAAGGGCAGGCGGCAACAUUAACAUUUUUUUGCUUUCGGCGAGGUGGAUGUUUUCCACUUGAUUGAUAGGCUCGUUGCAACUGUUGUGACCAGCAAGAAGGAAUCAUCGUUCUUUGUUGAGGUGAGGCCAACUUGACGGCAAGGAUAUCACAAUAUCGCUUCUUGUGUGACCUUGGCUUAAAUUGCAAUGCCGAAGAUGGUGAUCACGCACGCCAUGGUCUCAUUUUCCCAGCGAACAGUGCUGGCUCCAUCGGCUCUCGGGUCCCAAAAAGCGGCGGUUGUUGAAUGUAGCCGUGCCGAUGCUCGCUGUUGCAUACGCUCCACCAGUAAGCAGCUAACCUGUGGGGUAGUGAGUGCUCUGUGCUGGGUAAGAGACAAUCGAACGUGUACACUACAGUGCGCUAGGAAGAGUGUUCAUCUUGCUGUUGGUUACGCUCAUGUUCUCUCAACAUGUUUUUGAAGGCGCUGGAUCGACUGGAGUGGAAUCGAGAAGUGCCCCUGCGUAGCAAAAGGUGCGCUGUACCCAUGUGAUUGAGGAUAUUACAUGUGCAUGCAAAAUACCGUUUUGGGAGAAUUCUC